This is a messenger RNA of Rhinocladiella mackenziei CBS 650.93, 840 nucleotides long. RefSeq lists its product as uncharacterized. The record is from RefSeq and is a predicted model, not a curated record. The coding region runs from base 1 to 840 and encodes 279 amino acids. Lineage: Eukaryota; Fungi; Ascomycota; Eurotiomycetes; Chaetothyriales; Herpotrichiellaceae. The transcript has a single exon.
AUGGCUAACUACCCCGUCGACGACCUCUGGCGAGCGCCCUCAGGGUGCGCUCCACACCUUCGUGCGCCUCUUGAGAGUCUUGUCAACGCAUUUCCUGUCCCAUGGCGUCAGAUUCCUGUUACUGGCGAGAUUUUCGAGUCUCUUGUUGAAGCUGAGAGGCGUUUGAGGGCGUACGCACUUGUAGCAGGCUUCGACGUCGUCCGCGGCGGUGGAGGAAGUGCGAAAGUUCCAGGCUCGCAGUUCAAGUGUAUUCAUCACGGUCAAAAGUCUCUGAAUACUCGUGGACUCGAGGAUCGUGUCGAAAAGAACUCCGAUGGUGAAAUCACGUCCAGGAGGAAGCGGGAGAGGACUGCGGUUCGACAAAGAGCCUCUCACGGUCCUGCUAACGCGCGAGGCUUAACUGCUAACGAAAUUCUAGAGCGUCGAGAGCGUCAGGAAGACCGACAACGGCGUCAAAAUGAGCUCUCUGAAGAGCGACGACAAGAGGCUCAAGUGAUGUCUACCUCUCGGAUCGAUCUGACUUCAAAUACCUCGACGGCAAGACCAAGUACUCCUCCUCGUCCUGAGACAACUCCUGUCCUUAAAACUCCUUCUCCUUCGCCUCAGGUUACUCCUCUCUCACAGCGUCUACCGAUUCGCACUCCUGAAAGACCUCGACCGCGUCGAUCACCCUCUCCUGAGCCCUCACCAAUCGAGAUCCCGGCGUCUACAGCACCUCCAGCACUAGCAGGAGGCAGAGGCAAGAGAAUGCGAACUCACACUGUAAGGUACAACGAGGCAAAAGAGCAGGGAUUCAUUCGGGACUCGCAGGAAGCUCACAGGGCGUCAGGAAGGCCCUGA